Kwoniella shivajii is the source of this 657-nucleotide messenger RNA. Its product is annotated as DNA replication complex GINS protein PSF1. The coding region runs from base 1 to 657 and encodes 218 amino acids. Gene Ontology annotation, biological process: DNA replication; DNA strand elongation involved in mitotic DNA replication. Gene Ontology annotation, cellular component: GINS complex. The transcript has a single exon. Lineage: Eukaryota; Fungi; Basidiomycota; Tremellomycetes; Tremellales; Cryptococcaceae. The record is from RefSeq and is a predicted model, not a curated record.
AUGUACGGCGAUCUAGCUCUACAAUUGGUCACUGCCUCACAUCGAUCGACGUUAUCCACCACUCCUCAACUACCCUUACCUAAAUAUGCUUUACCGUUAAUCCUAUCGAUAUGUCUCGAGACACGUCAAUUAGGUCAAUCGAUAACUUCAGCAGCUGAGACACAUGGCCAAGUAUCACUAUCGCAAGAUAGAUCGUUAGUUUGUAAUUUGACAGUACAACAUUUAGCUGCACGAAGAAACAAAAGAUGUUUACUAGCAUAUCUUCAAACUAGAAUCGGAGGUAUGAAAGAGAGAUAUUGGGAUGCAGGUGGUGGAUUAGCUUAUUUAUUAACACAACCUUCAAAACAAAAUGUGAACCCAGAUGCUGAUGCACCUGACUUAAGAUCUGCUUUAUCACCACAAGAAUUAGAUUUCCUGAGAGGGUAUAAUAGUUUAAUGCUGGAUUAUAAAUCUGAUUUCUUGGAUGUAUUGGAUUUAACGGCUAGUAUAGAUAAACCACCUGGUGAAUUGAUGGUCGAUGUUAGAGUCUUGAAAGAUGCAGGUGAAGUAGUGUUGGAAGGUGGUGAAAGGAUAGAAUUCAGAAAAGGUGAAAGAUUUAGAUUGGCAAGAAGUGGUGUAGAAAGAUUAAUCAUUCAAGGCUUUUUAGAAGAGGUAUAA